AACAUCUUCCACCAGAUUUCUGUGGAUAAUAACCGAAACGAAGGAAGGGAAGGGAGUGGAGCUAGCAACAGCGAGUCCUCAUUGCAAGCUUCUGCAGUACAAUGGCUAGCACAGGGCUAUUCCGCCUGCCUGCUAGCUGCAGAGGUGUGUUACUACGGACAACAUACAAUCGCUCCCCAGUGCCAUCUAAGCUCUAUCAAAGCCAUGGUAGAAUCAGUGCGACAUUGGUCCAUACAGGAACCCAGCGCCAAUUAUCCCUCGUCACUGCUUCUCGAAGGCAUUUCCAUCCUUCUCUUGCCAAAUCAAAUUCAGUAACAGCCAAUGGCAGAGAAGGCUCCAUUCCAACCUCUGAGUCCGAUUCUCUGCCUCUCGAAACUUACCAACAGCCAAAGACUGGCCUUCUUUCAGUCCUUCCGGCAUCAUGGGUUCCGUAUGCCGAGCUUAUUCGACUCGACAAGCCAACUGGAACCUACUACCUCUUCUUUCCAUGCCUGUUCUCGACACUCCUUGCCGCUCCUCUAGCAAUCCCCAUAGCCUCUCCUCUUUCAGUUCUCGGCACAUCCCUACUCUUCUUCAGUGGUGCUCUUAUCAUGCGUGGAGCAGGCUGUACUAUCAAUGACCUCUGGGACCGCAACCUCGACCCUCACGUGAGACGAACAAGACUUCGACCUAUUGCCAGAGAUGCAGUCACUCCUUUCAAUGCUCUCAUAUUCACGGGUGCUCAGUUGCUCACUGGCCUCGGCAUCUUACUGCAGUUCCCAUCCCAAUGCCUUUUCUACGGGACCCCAAGCUUGCUGCUUGUGGCAGCAUACCCUUUGGCCAAGAGAGUUACCUACUAUCCUCAGUUCGUUCUUGGGCUUACUUUCUCAUGGGGCGCUAUUAUGGGAUUCCCUGCCCUUGGGGUCGAUUUACUACAGAACAGUGCAGCUCUCACAGCAGCAGUGUUUCUCUACACCUCGAACAUUGCCUGGACUGUGUUGUACGAUAUGAUUUAUGCCCAUAUGGACAUAAAGGAUGACUCAAAGGCUGGAAUCAAGAGCAUUGCAUUGAAGCAUGACAAGCAGACGAAACAGAUCUUGAGUGGCCUGGCUGUUGCUCAGAUCGGUCUCUUGGCAGGUGCCGGCAUGGCCGCUGGAGCUGGUCCUGUAUUCUUCGUUGGAAGUUGUGGUGGUGCUGCAGUAACACUGGCGAUAAUGAUCAAAAAGGUCAACUUGAAGAGUGUCAAGGAUUGUUGGUGGUGGUUUGUCAACGGAUGUUGGUUGACUGGAGGUGUGAUCUCUGCUGGACUUGGGGCAGAGUAUCUUGUGCAAUUUUCCAAAAGACCAGGCCAAGACGAUGAGACGAAGGAACGUGUUUGAGAGUGUACAAUUGAUCGGCGUGUACGACAAUGUUCUGAGGUAUUGAGAACCCAUUUCACCUUCCAUAAGUGUAUCA
Hyaloscypha bicolor E is the source of this 1434-nucleotide messenger RNA. Its product is annotated as 4-hydroxybenzoate polyprenyl transferase. The record is from RefSeq and is a predicted model, not a curated record. Lineage: Eukaryota; Fungi; Ascomycota; Leotiomycetes; Helotiales; Hyaloscyphaceae. The transcript has 2 exons. Gene Ontology annotation, biological process: ubiquinone biosynthetic process. The coding region runs from base 102 to 1358 and encodes 418 amino acids. Gene Ontology annotation, cellular component: mitochondrial inner membrane. Gene Ontology annotation, molecular function: 4-hydroxybenzoate polyprenyltransferase activity.